This is a messenger RNA of Andrographis paniculata, 1401 nucleotides long. RefSeq lists its product as uncharacterized. The record is from RefSeq and is a predicted model, not a curated record. Bases 385 to 1224 code for a protein of 279 amino acids. The transcript is spliced from 9 exons. NCBI's taxonomy places the organism in Eukaryota, Viridiplantae, Streptophyta, Magnoliopsida, Lamiales, Acanthaceae.
GUUCUUGUAUGUAUAUAUGCGAGUAUGUGCACUCAAUGAGUGAGAGAGAGAGAGCGGUUGCUGGAUAACUGUAUUUGAGCAGCAUAAUCUGGACAUUCUACUCGCGCAGCGGCGGCUACUGCGGAUGGACUGAGAUGAAUAAAUAAAGCUGGUGUUGAUUGAGGUGUGUGUUUCUCGCAGAUCUCGGAGCUGUGGCGGAGGGAGGGAUCUUCGGUUUUUGUAAUUUUUCGAUUGGGAACACUUCGAGACUGCUUCUUCGGCUUCCUCAGAUUCGGAUUUGUGUGCUUGAUUUAGUGGCUGCGGUAGAGGAGCUGCUAGUUCAGGACAAAUUUGAUAGACGGAAUUGGAAUUGGAAUUGGAAUCGGAAUCGGAAUCGGAAUCGGUAUGGAUGAUAGAGGCGGAGGAUCGUUCGUGGCGGUGAGGCGGAUUUCGCAGGGGCUCGAUCGAGGAAGCGCCUGCCAUUCCGCAUCUUCUGGAUCUGCUGCUUGGCUUGGCAGGGGAUUCUCCUGCGUUUGUGCUCAAGGACGGCAUAGCGACGCUCGCCAAUCGUUUGAUUUGACGCCUGCACAGGAGGAAUCUCUACAGAGGCUUCAAACUCGAAUAGAUAUUACCUACGAUAGUGCUAUUACUGAGCAUCAGGAAGCGCUAAAGGCAUUGUGGCGUGCUGCCUUUCCCGGGGAAGAAUUUCACGGUCUGAUAUCCGAACAGUGGAAGGAAAUGGGUUGGCAGGGGAAAGAUCCUUCUACAGAUUUUCGGGGUGGAGGUUUCAUAUCGUUGGAAAAUUUGUUAUACUUUGCGAGGAAUUUCCCGACAUCUUUUCAGGAUCUUCUUUGGAAGAAGGAAGGUGAUCGUGCGUUGUGGGAAUAUCCCUUUGCAGUAGCUGGUGUCAACAUCACCUUCAUGCUCAUUCAAAUGCUCGACCUCGAAGCAGUUAUGUGGGAGGAUUCUAAGUUGUUGAAAUCAUUAUACGCAUUCGCAGUGAAGCCGAGAACACUUGCUGGAGCAAAGUUCUUGAAGUUUCUUACCGAAAAUGAAUCGGCAUUUGAUCUUUUGUACUGUAUCUCCUUCAAGUUAAUGGAUCAUCUGUGGCUCGCAAUGCAUGCUUCUUACAUGGACUUCAAUGCUGUGAUGAAAGCUACGCGACAUCAGCUGGAGAGGGAGCUGAUGCAAGAAGACGUAACUCGCCUUGAAGACCUGCCCUCGUACAUCCUUCUUUCCCGGUAGCCAUCAUCAUCAGCAUCUUUUUCUCAGGUUCUAAUCAAUGAAUAGUGAUCCAUCGAUCGAUCAAAUGAACAAACAUAUCCUUGUUUAACUGUGUUAUUAAUUGAAGGAACUGUAAUAUGUAUUCUGGCAACAGACUCAGAGAGGGUAUCCGAUGCCUUUUCAAGCUUCUGUCUGAUA